Messenger RNA from Microstroma glucosiphilum, 513 nucleotides. RefSeq lists its product as hypothetical. The record is from RefSeq and is a predicted model, not a curated record. NCBI's taxonomy places the organism in Eukaryota, Fungi, Basidiomycota, Exobasidiomycetes, Microstromatales, Microstromataceae. The transcript has 2 exons. The annotation marks the transcript as partial.
AUGUCAUCUUCAGCAUCUACCCUCGCUGCUGAGCCGAAGCGCAAGGGAACACUAGCGUGUGUCGUCCUCAAGGCGAAAAACCUGCCGAACAAGCGCUCCAUUGGCAAGCAAGAUCCAUUUGCUGUUCUCUCUAUCGGGGAAGAGAAGCAGAGGACAAAGCCGGACAAGCGGGGUGGGCAGCAUCCCAAUUGGGACGAGCAGCUCCACUUCGAGAUCUACGAUGAUGCGGAAGAUGUGAUCACUGAAAGCGACUCAACAGGGGCCAAAUCGGGAGCAUCCUCCUCUUCAUCGGUGGUCAAGAAACCAACCAAGAAAAUGUUGAAGGUGGCUUGCUAUGCAGACGAUAGCAAAGAGCCGGAUUUUAUCGCGGAAGGGCUCGUGGAUCUGACAGACGUACUCAAGACUGGCGAAUUCGAUGAAUGGGUCACCAUCAGACACAAGGAUCGGUAUUGUGGGGAAGUGUACCUAGAGCUGACCUUCUUCUCGGCAGCUCCACGGCCCAAGAAGACCAAG